Eruca vesicaria subsp. sativa (arugula) is the source of this 1765-nucleotide messenger RNA. Lineage: Eukaryota; Viridiplantae; Streptophyta; Magnoliopsida; Brassicales; Brassicaceae. The record is from the annotation of a GenBank genome assembly.
UUAGACUUCUUUCUCCGGCGCCGUCUCCGAAGCAUAUAUCUCUCGCAGUAGCUAACUAAGACAAGUCUCGCUGGUGAGAAACCUUCAAAAACCUUACCGUAUUAUAAUGAUCCGCAUAGCCACCACUGUUCAUCACCGUCUCUAUCUUCGAUUCUCAACUUUCCCUAUCUAUAAUAACAAGCUAGAUCCAUCAUCUCCAAACCCUACUACUCUCUCCAGACACAAGAACACAAUUCCAAUCCCUCACAGAAGCAACCCGGAACCCAAAGGCCAAGACCUCGACUUCGUCAACGUAGCUCACAGCCACCUGAUUCAAUCCGAUUGGGACAAGCUCAAUACCCUCUCAAACCGUUUAGAUCCAUUCAGAGUCAAGAACAUACUCCUCAAGAUCCAGAAAGAUCACGUCCUCUCUCUCGAGUUCUUCAACUUUGUGAAACAACAAAACCCAAACUCACACUCUCUCGAAACACAAGCCGUUGUUCUCCACACUUUAACCAAGAACCGGAAAUUCAAAUCAGCAGAGUCAAUCUUGAGAGAGAUGAUACUCUUAACAACUAAUGACGUGGAUUUACCUUCGAAGCUCUUCGAUGCUUUGUUAUAUUCUUACAGGGAGUGUGACUCUACGCCACGUGUGUUUGACUCACUCUUUAAAACUUUUGCUCAUUUAAAGAAGUUUAGAAACGCUACUGAUACGUUUAUGCAGAUGAAGAGUUACGGUUUUUUACCAAACGUUGAGUCUUGCAAUGCUUAUAUGAGUUCGUUGCUGUCUCAAGGGAGGGUUGAUAUCGCUUUGAGGUUUUAUAGAGAGAUGAGGAGGUGUAAGAUAUCUCCCAACACGUAUACUCUCAACAUGGUUAUCUCGUGUUAUUGUCGGUCUGGGAAGUUGGACAAGGGUGUUGAGUUGUUACAAGACAUGGGGAGGUUGGGUUUUGAGGCGACGAAUGUGACGUUUAAUACGUUGAUAGCUGGUCACUGUGAAAAAGGGCUUUUGAGUUUGGCUUGGAAGCUUAAGAAUAUGAUGGGGAAGAAUGGGUUGCAGCCUGAUGUGGUUACUUUCAAUACUCUUAUUCAUGGGUUUUGUAGGGAUGUGAAGUUGAAAGAAGCUAGUAAGGUUUUUGGUGAGAUGAAAGCGGUUAACGUGGAGGCCAACACUGUUACUUAUAAUAUUUUGAUUAAUGGGUAUAGUCAACAGGGUGAUCAUGAGAUGGCGUACCGGUUUUAUGAAGAUAUGGUGUUUAAAGGGGUUAAGCGUGAUAUCUUGACGUAUAAUGCGUUGAUUUUGGGAUUGUGCAAGCAAGCUAAGACGAAGAAAGCUGCGCAUUUUGUUAAGGAAUUGGAUAAAGAGAGUUUGGUGCCGAAUUCGUCGACCUUCUCUGCGUUGAUAAUUGGACAGUGCGUGAGGAGAAACGCAGACCGUGGGUUUGAACUGUACAGAAGCAUGAUUAGGAGCGGUUGCCAUCCGAAUGAACAAACAUUCGAUGUUCUGAUCUCUGCCUUUUGUAAGAAUGAGGAUUUUGAUGGAGCAGCUCAAGUGUUGAGGGAAAUGGUCAGAAGAUCAGUUCCUCUUGAUUCAAGGACUGUUCAUGAGGUCUGCAAUGGACUAGAGCAUCAAGGGAAAGACCAACUUGCGCAAGAGUUGGUAAAGGAGCUGGAAGCCAAAAAGAGUCUUCAAGAACCUUUAGGUAACUGAAAAGUAGAAUGUAUUUAUUGUUAACCAAAAAAAAAAACUUUGUAUGUUCAGUGGAAUUAGAAGUUGAUUACGUCU